AUGCUGUUCAAGACCAGCUUCACGUUUUUCCUUCUCUCCUUCGUCGCAGCGCGAUCGAUCAAGGCCCCUCGUGCCGCUUACCCUUUCAACAACCUCGUCGCAUACGGUGAUGAGCUGUCCGACAAUGGAAAUGGCAGCUUCGCUCAUGGCAUCACCGGAGACCCAGCCAACGUUUAUGGCUUCGGCACCUGGACCAACGGCCCGGUCGCCGUCUCGUACCUCGCGGAUCUCCUCAAGGUCCCUAUGACCGACUAUGCCUUUGGCGGCUGCUGCGGCGGUGGCUCUUUCGGCGCGACGUUCGACAACGCCUACACCAAGUCGCCCGCCGGGGCAACAGAUAUGCUCGGCCAAAUCUCGAACUACACUGGCACCGGCUCAAAGGGCAUUGCUUCCUCUCUCCAGUUCUUAUGGUUCGGAGAAAACGAUCUCAGCAUGCACACGGACGCCUUCUGGCUCGGCGAUGCCAAGAAUGCGCAAUUCGCAACCGAUGCCGCGGCGAAGAUCACAGCCUCAGUCAAGGGCCUGCUCGACAAGGGUGCACCGUACGUCAUGGUCGCCAACAUAUACCCCAAGCAUCUUGCGCCGGUUACGCCAAAGUACCUCUGCGGUACCAACGCGGACUGCGUCAAGACCUGGGGCCAAGUCAUCACCUCGGCCAAUGCCGCUAUCCAGAAGAGUCUGGGUCAGUUCGGGAAGAAGGUCAUCUACUACGACGUCUUCAGCUACAUGGUGCAGAUCCUGAACAAUUCGAAGGCCUACGGCUUCCCCAAGCCCUUGAACCUGUUUUGUGACGGUGAUGAGACCGCGCAGUGGGACGACUGUAUGGUCAAGGGCAAUGCGAACCAGUACUUCUGGAUGAACUUCAUUCAGCCCACCACGGCUGGCCACAAGUUGAUUGCUCAGGAUAUGAAGAAGACCAUCGAUGCUCAUUUCGCUUAG
Colletotrichum chrysophilum is the source of this 939-nucleotide messenger RNA. RefSeq lists its product as uncharacterized. The coding region runs from base 1 to 939 and encodes 312 amino acids. Gene Ontology annotation, molecular function: hydrolase activity, acting on ester bonds. The transcript has a single exon. Lineage: Eukaryota; Fungi; Ascomycota; Sordariomycetes; Glomerellales; Glomerellaceae. The record is from RefSeq and is a predicted model, not a curated record.